Molecule: messenger RNA, 516 nt
Organism: Haemonchus placei
Lineage: Eukaryota; Metazoa; Nematoda; Chromadorea; Rhabditida; Trichostrongylidae
Source: the annotation of a GenBank genome assembly
AUGAACGAUCUAGCUCCGGUGCUGAGCAGAAGGAAACGCGCCGCGCGGGGAGCAUUUACUAGUACUGAGGGGGUAGUGAAUAUGACAAACAACAUCCGGCAUCGCCCUCACCUUUUCGACACUGCUGUCCUUCCUGCUUUGACGUACGCCUCGGAGAUUUGGACCCUACGAAAGCAGGAUCAGAAUGCUGCCAGCGUCACUCAACGCGCUGUGGGAUGGGUGAUGUUCGGAUUUUUUAUAGAUGAAAGUGUAACCGCAAUCGUCGAUCCUUGCGCCACAACCCAUUCUGUUCUUGGAGGGUCAACGGCAUUUGUUUCGAAUCCGCGAUCGUUCGUUUGCUCCGACUGCAACAUCGGUUUCCGGAAACACGUUAACCGUCAAUUCUUGGCAAAUUUUGACCAAAAUUCUUCCAGUCCCGCUAACCAUAACGGUAGUAUGCACUCGCCCCCUUUCCUGUUGAUGUCGCGAGUUGUUCCCUCGGAUGGAUCAUGUUCACAAUUGCUGAUGUCUAGCUGA